This is a messenger RNA of Salvia miltiorrhiza (redroot sage), 948 nucleotides long. RefSeq names its product pathogenesis-related protein PR-1-like. Bases 185 to 688 code for a protein of 167 amino acids. The transcript has a single exon. NCBI's taxonomy places the organism in Eukaryota, Viridiplantae, Streptophyta, Magnoliopsida, Lamiales, Lamiaceae. Gene Ontology annotation, cellular component: extracellular region. The record is from RefSeq and is a predicted model, not a curated record.
GCUGCCACCCCACACACACACACACUCCACUUUUUAUAAAACCCCAUAAAUUCAACAAACUCUUAUAAAUGGCUUCAUCAAAUAUAAACCAUAUACUAUGAUAUAGCCCUAUAAAUAUACCACUCCUUAAUAAGAUUUCACCACAUAUAUUAAAUUAAAUUAAAUUUAUUAGUAUUCAUUUUCAAUGCCUCCGCAGCUCACCGAAAAGCUUCACAUUCCCAUUCCCAUCCUCCUCUUCCUAGCCCUAAUUCCGGCCUACGCCGCCGCGCCGUCGUCGAAGAGCCAGUUCCUGGCGGUGCAGAACGCCGCCAGGGCGGCGCUGCGGCUGCCGCCGCUGGCCUGGGACCGGCGGAUAGCGCGGUUCGCGGCGUCGUACGCGCGGCGGCGGCGCGCGGACUGCGAGCUGCGGCACUCCGGCGGGCCGUACGGCGAGAACAUCUUCUGGGGCAGCGGCGGCGCGUGGACGGCGGCGCAGGCGGCGGCGGAGUGGGUGGCGGAGCGGCGGGAGUACAGCUACCGGUCGAACUCGUGCGCGGAGGGGCGGCAGUGCGGGCAUUACACGCAGAUUGUGUGGAGGGAGACGGCGAGGAUGGGCUGCGCCAGAGUCGUGUGCGGCGGAGGUAGGGGCGUUUUCGUCAUUUGCAACUACGAUCCGCCCGGGAAUUACGUAGGGGAGAGGCCUUAUUGAUGAACUUUAUAUCAUUAUAUAUAUAUAUGCUUACAAAAUUUUAUUAUAGAUAUAGAUAUAUAAUUUAAUUAUACAUACAUAUAUAUAUAGUUUGUAUUUUGGAUUUUUUUGAGUGGUAUGUAACUUGUGUGUAUAGGAAAAUAGUGAUUUGUAUGCAAAAAGAGAAACGAUGUUGAUAUUAUGAUUUAUUAGUUUGCAUGUUGUAUGUAUUUUACGACAAGAUAUAUGUAUAAUACACGAGCAUUCUAUUUUCGUGAGAA